Capsella rubella is the source of this 1579-nucleotide messenger RNA. Its product is annotated as 3,9-dihydroxypterocarpan 6A-monooxygenase. The transcript has 2 exons. Gene Ontology annotation, cellular component: membrane. NCBI's taxonomy places the organism in Eukaryota, Viridiplantae, Streptophyta, Magnoliopsida, Brassicales, Brassicaceae. Gene Ontology annotation, molecular function: oxidoreductase activity, acting on paired donors, with incorporation or reduction of molecular oxygen, NAD(P)H as one donor, and incorporation of one atom of oxygen; heme binding; iron ion binding. The record is from RefSeq and is a predicted model, not a curated record. Bases 1 to 1509 code for a protein of 502 amino acids.
AUGGUGGAUUUGCAAUACUUCUUUGUAACAAUCCUUCUAUGCCUUGGGAUUACAGUCUUGAUCCAAGCCAUUACAAACAGAUUACGCAACAAACUACCACUCCCACCAAGCCCAACAGCUUUACCAAUCAUCGGUCACAUUCACCUUCUUGGUCCCAUAGCUCACCAAGCACUCCACAAGCUCUCAAACAGCUAUGGACCCUUGAUGUAUCUCUUCAUUGGCUCCAUCCCUAAUCUUAUUAUCUCAUCGGCCGAGAUGGCAAAUGAGAUUCUCAAAUCCAAUGAGCUCAACUUCCUCAACCGUCCCACAAUGCAAAACGUUGACUACCUUACUUACGGCUCAGCGGAUUUCUUCUCAGCCCCUUAUGGGCUUCACUGGAAGUUCAUGAAGAGAAUCUGUAUGAUGGAGCUCUUCAGCAGCAGAGCAUUAGAUAGCUUUGUUUCUGUGAGAAGCGAGGAGUUAAGGAAGCUUCUGAAUCGAAUUCUCAAGAAAGCAGAAGCAGAAGAGAGUGUUAAUCUCGGUGAACAGCUUAAGGAAUUGACAAGCAACAUCAUAACGAGAAUGAUGUUCAGAGAAAUGCAACCGGAUAGUGAUGCCGGAGGCAAAACAGAGGAAGUUAUCAAAAUGUUGGUGGAGUUGAAUGAGCUAGCCGGGUUUUUCAACGUUUCUGAAACGUUUUGGUUCUUGAAAAGGCUUGACUUGCAAGGACUCAAGAGGAGGCUCAAGAAUGCUCGAGACAAAUAUGAUUUAAUCAUAGAAAGAAUAAUGAAAGAGCAUGAGUAUGUGAAGAAGAAGGAUGCAGGAGCAAGGAAGAUGCUAGACAUUUUGCUCGACAUAUAUGAAGACAAAAACGCAGAGAUUAAGCUUACAAGAGAAAACAUCAAGGCCUUCAUCAUGAAUAUUUAUGGGGGAGGAACAGAUACAUCUGCAAUAACAGUAGAAUGGGCUCUAGCAGAGCUAAUAAACCAUCCUGAGAUCAUGAAGAAGGCGCAACAAGAGAUAGAGCAAGUGGUGGGAAACAAGCGAGUGGUUGAAGAAUCAGAUCUGUGUAAUCUCAGUUACAUCCAAGCAGUGGUGAAGGAGACGAUGAGGUUACACCCUGGAGGACCAGUAUUCGUAAGGGAAUCUGAUGAAGAAUGUGGGGUGGCUGGAUUCAGAAUCCCCGCGAAAACAAGAGUGAUAGUUAACGUUUGGGCUAUUGGAAGAGAUCCAAAUCAAUGGGAAAAUCCAUUAGAGUUUAGGCCUGAGAGAUUUGAAGGGAUUGAAUGGAAGGUUAUGAGUGAGAAGAUGAUGUCUUUUGGUGCUGGGAGAAGAAGCUGUCCAGGAGAAAAAAUGGUGUUUAGAUUCGUCCCAGUCAUUGUAGCUGCAAUAAUACAGUGUUUUGAGCUGAGAGUGAAGGGACGUGUAGAGAUGAAUGAAGGGACUGGAUCAUCUCUGCCUAGAGCCACACCUUUGGUGUGUGUUCCUGUUGCUAAAGAAGCUAUACAAUCAUAUCUCCACUUUAACUGAAAAAGCUUAAUGGUUUUAGAAGAAGAAAAUGAAUAAAAGCAAGAAAACUACCACUUGUGUAAAGAAAAAG